Molecule: messenger RNA, 954 nt
Organism: Entamoeba invadens IP1
Lineage: Eukaryota; Evosea; Mastigamoebida; Endamoebidae
Exons: 1
Coding region: 1-954 (317 amino acids)
Source: RefSeq, a predicted model, not a curated record
AUGGGUCCAUCCCCAUCCACCUCGGUUUCAUCUUCUUCUAUUCGCUCGGGCUCCGUCGCGCAAGUGAUCGAAGCAAAAAAGCAAAAGCGGACCAAACUGAAAUUCAAGCACAAACACAACAAAACGGAGAUGUUGCCCGAAACGAUUGGAAGUAGUGAAGAAGAGAUUUUGGAAGAGGAAGAAACUCUAUACCAAAUUCCCGACAUUGAAGAUGAAGAACUGAUGCACUCGAAGUCGGUCUUCACCCCUAAAAUAAGAAAGACGUUGUUCUCAACACCAAAACUUUUUUCGAACACACCAACUCCAAAUAUCGACGACCGAUCACCGCGUUUUAAAGGGACAAAAACACCAAAACCAAGAAGUUCGAAAAUUUCUACGCCGUCACUGAAUUUUGCAUCGCCAAGACUUCGACCAGCAGACUUUUGCGCGACUCCAACGGCUCCAGUACUCCACCAAGAAAAAAUCGCGUUUAUUCAGAAAGAAACAAACAAAAAGAAAUUCACCACUAUAUAUAACAGCGAAAUAGAUGGGUUUGAUGCACGAGAGCUGAGCUCUCGUGUGUGUUGUCAAACCAAUACAUUGUUUGUAGUGAUAACGGAUAAUGAGCAGUUUGGGUUUUAUAACGAAGACUUGAUACCAAUUGUGAAGAAUGAAACCCUCCAAGUCGAGUCGAAGGAUAUGUUUCUGUUUGUGCUGUCUGGGAGAAUUGUCCAACCAACUUCUUUUCGACGAAAUGAAGGCACAAGAAGUUUGACACUCUACGCCCCUUCGGAAAAAAAUUUCGUGGUGACUUGUUUCUGUGCUUUUUGGGUGACUUCUGAUGGUAAGAUAUACGUCCACCAUUUAAUUAAGGAAAUGUAUCCAGGACUGAAAAAUAUGACAAGUCCACUCAUCGAGAGAAACGUCUCUGAAAAAUUCUCGUGCAAAAGACUCGUUGCAAUUAAAUGUGAAUAA